Molecule: messenger RNA, 25840 nt
Organism: Podarcis lilfordi (Lilford's wall lizard)
Lineage: Eukaryota; Metazoa; Chordata; Lepidosauria; Squamata; Lacertidae
Source: the annotation of a GenBank genome assembly
GCCUUUUCGGCCUCUUCGCCCCGCGGCCCUCGCGGUGAGGGAACCGGGAGGCGAAGGGAGCAGGCCCGGGUCGGCGCCGCAUCCCUUCCGGGGCGGACGAAGCGGCGGAAGUGUCGGGGGCGGCGAGGCGCGGAUCGGUGCCCGUGAGGGGAGCUCCUUGGCCGGCAGCGGCAGGCGCCUGAGAGCCGCUCCCCCCCCCCCGCCUCCUCCUCCGAUGGUCGGCUGCGGCGGCGUCGGAGUCAGGCGGGCCCAGCAGGCGAGGCUCUCCCCUCAGGCCCAGGAUGGCGGCGUCCGGGGGAGCCGGGCAAGAGAAGCAGCUGGCGCCGGCCCUGCUCAGCUUCUUCAUCUACAACCCGAGGCUGGGCCCCAAAGAAGGCGAGGUAAGGGGGCGACUUUGGAGGUGGUGGGGGGAGAGAAAGCGGCCCUUCCGUCUGAGGGGCGAAGGCUGCGAAACUGGGGGGCGUGACGGGCUCCGAAGAGGGAAGCGAAGCGUCCUUAUUGCUGUCGGUUUUAUUGCUCUCAUUUACUCUCCUUCGUUUCUCCCUUCAAAAAAAGAAAUAAAUCGAUUUUUAUUGGCUUUUCCAAAGAUAGCAACGCAACGAGUUGCAAAGCCAGUCUCGGGAAGGAAGUGCAGAGGUGGUUUGUUUUCGCAGAUGCUCAAUGCGGUUAAGCCCGGGUCGAUGUUUAGCUCACGGGUAAACGUCACGUCGGAAAGACGUAGCGCGGUGGCUUUUCCGGCUGCCAAGUGAACACGGGAGUAGACAGAGGGGGCAGAUCCGAGGAAGGAGUCUCUCAGCCCAAAGACUCUAAAAUGACAGGCUGCUUGGCAAAUAGGUCGAAUCAUAAUGUUUUGUUUUGUUAUUAAACCAGAAAGGCGUUUUAAAAUCUUUUAUAUUACAGUGUUGUUUUUUAAAUUUUCUUAUUUUUCAGAAAAGGAAAAGAAUCCUCGCAUUUAAAAAGAACCUCCUCGCAGACAUAGCAUAGAGUUUAACAGUGCAAAACACCAUUUUUGAAAACUUUUUAUAAAGAGUGGCAGGAAGCUGUAUCCUUGAUUAGGCGCAAGAGGGAAGUAAAUUAAUUAAUUGAUUGGUGCUAUUUAACAGUUGUUAAAGUGCCUACGUUUUUCUCUUUAAGCGCCGAACAUAAGUUAAAAUGUAUUUGCCUCUGCCGGGAUGCUCAUAUGCAUACACAUAUCUUUUAAUCACAUUCAAAUAAUUCGAGAAUUCCCCCUUCAAAGGAUUCUGGGAACUGUAGUUUGUCAAGGAUGCUGGGAAUUGUAGAUUCGUGGAGGGUAAAGUAUAGUCUCCAGAAUGCCCUUUAAAUGUGCAUGGUGUGUGUUUCAUUUCUAUUGCAAGCCUAUCUAAUGCAACCAAUGCAUCACCAGGUUUUGAGACUUUAGGUUGCAUUGUAGGGUGGAGAUGGCAGUAGGACAAGAUCCAGGUAUAACAUUUACUUAAACCUGGAUCUUUGCGGUAUUGUUCAUUAUUUAUUUAAGAUGUUUUAUAUCCUACAUUCUAAGAGAGUGUGCUUAGGUGACUAGGAAUAAAUUCAUAAGACAAAUUCAAAUUACAUUUAAAAAAAACUUUAAUAUGGUCAUAAAAGAGUACAGUGGGCAGAUCAGUUUUUUAAAAAGCAUUGAUGAAUGAGUGGCGGGGGGGGGGGCUAAACAAAACUGUCUUAAGCAGAUAAUGGAAAAUGGAAAAUGAAAAGCAAGGAGACCAGACAAACCUCCCAUGGCAUAGAACAAUGACUAUCCUUAGAUGUGGUAGCAGUCCACAGUAUUAUUUCUUAACUUUUCUAGGCAUUAUAUAUACAGUGGACCCUCCGGAUACAAAUUAAAUGCUUCCGGGGGUCCGUAGUUAACCUGAGAAAUCCGUAACUGGAGGUGCCGCUUCUGCAUACGCGUGCGGUGCGCACACAGAGCGCUUCUGAACAUGCACGCAGCACGAUAGAGUGCUUCUGUGCAUGCGUGCGGCACGCAGAGUGCUUCUGCGCAUGUGCGCAGCGAAACCCGGAAGUUUUUCCUUUCUCCUGUGAUGAGACUGCAUUUUAAUUGUUUUAAUGUUGUAUUUUCAUCUUGUUUUUAAGUUGUAUUCAUUCAGCUCGUUUUUAUUAUUGGUUGUUAGCCGCCCUGAGCCCGGCCUUGGGUGGGGAGGGCGGGGUAUAAAUAAAAAUUAUUAUUAUUAUUAUUAUUAUUAUCAUACACUUCUGGGUUUGCUGCGUUUGCAACCCAAAAGUUACGUAUCCAGAGCAGUACGUAACUCGAGGGUCCAUUGUAGAAUAAAAAAGGGCAUCCUAACCUUGAAUCUAAAAGACAUACAAAAGGUCCUGCUAACAGGCUUUCUGUAGGCAUCUGGUUGGGCCAUGGGGCUGACACAGAGGGCCACUCUUACAGCUAUGGUCGUACAGAUGACCUUCUGACAGCCACAAAAAUGGGAUGCUUUUGUAUCUAAAGAGAUUGUAUUGGCAUUCCACAUGGAAGUUUCCUUUCACUUCGACAACUGUGGAUGUACCUAUACUAGUUGGAUAAUUUUGUCCUGAAUAAAUAACUCCUUGUCAUCUUCACCUAUCUUAUACAUGUGCAUCUAUAAAUUCCCAGGGCUUUAAAAAAUGUUUCUAAUAGAUGCACUGUAGUAAACAACAAAGUAAAAUGCACACUGGAUUUGGCAGAAAGGCGUUUUUUAAGGAUUUGGCUGAAUCCUUAAAAUGGAUUACUACGAAAGGCAUACGUACUGCAUUUACAAUGUGAGGUGUCAGGACUUAAUUUAGAUAACUUUAUUUGAACAUAGUUAUUUUGUAUUAAUUGUUGCUGUUUACUUUUCUAACUUCAGGAAGAAAAGAAGAUUCUUUUUUAUUACCCCAAUGAAGUUGAAAAGAAUGAAAAAAUUAGAAGUGUUGGUUUAUGUGAAGCCAUAGUUCAGUUCACAAGGUACUAAGUUCCACAUUUUUGCCUAUCCCAUUUAUUUAUGAUUUAAUUAUUUAUAAGGCACCUUAAAUGUGUUAGGUGCAUUUACAAAUAAGCUUUAAAAAGCAUGUUGCUAGGCAAUCUGGUAUUAUACUUUUAUUAGUUGUAGGUUGUCAGCCAAUUUAGAGAAAUCUUAGUCAAUUAAUCAUGUAAGUUUUAUUUUAUUUAUUUUUUGCUUUUAUAGCAUGCCUAUCCUCCAAGGAGCUCAAGGUGGCAUAAAUGGUUCCUGCCCCCCGCUUUUUAUCCUCACCUUGUGAGGUAGAUUAGCAUGAGAGAGAACGACUAACCCAAGUGAGCCUUGUGGCUGAGUGGGAAUUUGAACUUGGGUUUUCCUAGACCUAGUCAACACCCUAAUCAAUAAACCACACUGGUUCUCACACAGAUUAUGCUUACAUAUUGACAAAACAGUACUUCUGAAACAAGAAGCAUGCCUUUUUUGUUCUUUGAUGAUGCACCUAUGUGUUUUAGGAGUCACCAUUUAAGAAGAAGCAAGUCUUCUGUUCAAUUAAUUGGAGUAUAUAUUUAGACUUUUUAUUUUAAAAUCAAUUAGUCAAUUAUAUGUUGCAUCCCUAGUUAAUAGGUAAGGGUUAACACUCCAAUAUCUAAAGUGUUCAUUCAUGUAAUAUUUUACUCUUUUAGGACCUUUAGUCCUUCAAAACCGGCAAAAUCUCUACACACCCAGAAAAACAGACAGUUCUUCAAUGAACCUGAAGAAAAUUUCUGGAUGGUUAUGGUACCUAAAUGCAUGAUACUGUUCUAUUAAGCAUUUAUUUAAGAUUUAUCACAGCUGCUUUGAGUAUUCUAAAGCGGGGAGAGGAGCCUUCUGACUUUACAUUGGGAGAAAGCACAUCUUCCCCUUUUGGACAUGAAUGGAAAUAUGGAGAGGGGACACAUAAUUUGCUUAUGUUUCCCCUCUCAUUGCUUAUUUGUAAAUGAUUCCCACAGGGGCAUCCCUACUAUUGGGUAAUGUGUGGCAGCAAAAUUGGGUUGUCAUGAAAGGCUGGCAGAUUGUUCAUUAUUUAACAUAUUUUUACUGUACUUUUAAUGGCAAGGAGGAAGAGAGCUGUUUGUGGAAUAAUUAUCUCUGGUACCAAAAUAACUUGACUUUCAUUGGCUUGGGAAGUGGGAGUGAGGUGCAGAUGCAGGGAAACCAUUUGCUGCUCUACCUCAGGCAGCAAAAUGUCUUGAACUGGCCCUGAAAGUAUCCUUGCACCAUAAUCCAGCUUCAUAAUUAGCUUGAGGCUAUCCUGUGAACCAUAUAGCUAAGCAAGGAUUAAAUCUACAUCUCCAGUGUCCAGAUAUUAAACAUUGCAUGCCACUAGCACCUUCUCAAAGACGACAUGAAAUUAUGCUCCUCAAAUACUGUAGUGUUUUGGAGAUUAUGUAGUGGAAGGGAAGAACUUGAAACAGCACAAUUAUUUUAUGCUUUUCUAUAAGUAGUUAUACUCAAAAGGCCAUUUGGAAUAGAAAAAAAGAACAAAAUCAAUUACAAUUUGCAACACUAAGGCUUUAAUAUGCUACAUUUUCCUGGGAGUAGGUUCUAUUGAUCUCGGUUCUGCUGAUCUCUAAGACUGCAUUGUAAAACAUCAAAAUAAACAAUAAAACCAUGCAAUUAAAACAAUUGAAAUUUGAAAUACUUUAUUGUCACUUGUACAACUUGUACACAGUGAGACUACAUGAGCACCCCCCACUCAGCUCUCUUAGUCUUAAUUCCCCUCGUUUACUGACGCACACACACCAAACCCGAAAAUCAGUUGCCCUGUUGUUAUCUUUUCAUUCAGCAGCCUAACAGCCCACGGAUAGAAGCUGUUCUUUACCCUGUUGGUGCGACUAAUGCUUCUAUAUCUUCUGCCCAAGGGCAGGAGAUCCAGAAAGUGCCGGCCAGGGUGUGAAUCAUCCCUGAGAAUUUUCCUCACGCUCCUGAGGCAACGUUCUUCCGCUAUUUCAUCCAGCGGAUUCACGGGACAGCCCAUAAUAUCUUGUGCUGUAUUUACCACUCUCUGUAGUCACUUCCUAUCAGUUGAUGUCAAACCAGCGUACCACACCGUGAUGCGGUAUGAAAGGCCAUUUUCUAUUGUUGACCAGUAGAAGGAGAUCAAAUUAACACAGCAUUCGGAUAAAACCAAAUAAAAAUAAAGCAGCAGGCAUUAAAAAUGCUUUGAACUAGUAGGUAUCCAAAGCCUGUUUAAAAGUGGGACGAGAGGGAGCCCAACAGACUUCUCUGUUGGGUUUGGGCUGGGUGUUCAUCAGUAUGCAGAUAACACCCAGAUCUACCUCUCUUUUAAAUCAGAACCGGUGAAGGUCCUGUGUGAGUGCCUGGAGGCGGUUGGAGGAUGGAUGGCAGCUAACAGAUUGAGGUUGAAUCCUGACGAAACAGAAUUACUGUUUUUGGGGGACGGGGCGGGUAGGUGUGGGGGAAUCCCUGGUCCUGAAUGGGGUAACUGUGCCCCUGAAGGACCAGGUGUGCAGCCUGGGAGUCAUUUUGGACUCAGCUGUCCAUGGAGGCGCAGGUUAAUUCUGUGUCCAGAGUGGCUGUCUACCAGCUCCACCUGGUACGCAGGCUGAGACCCUACCUGCCUGUGGACUGUCUUGCCAGAGUGGUGCAUGCUCUAGUUAUCUCCCGCUUGGACUACUGCAAUGCCUGAAGGAGCGUCUCCACCCCCAUCGUUCAGCCCGGACACUGAGGUCCAGCGCCAAGCACCUUCUGGCGGUUCCCUCACUGCGAGAAGUGAGGUUAUAGGGAACCAGACAGAGGGCCUUCUUGGUAGUGGCGCCCGCCCUGUGGAACGCCCUCCCUUCAGAUGUGAAGGAAAUAAGCAGCUAUCCUAUCUUUAAAAGACAUCUGAAGGCAGCCCUGUAUAGGGAAGUUUUUAAUAUUUAAUGCUGUAUUGUUUUUAACACUUGAUUGGAAGCCGCCCAGAGUGGCUGGGGAAACACAGCCAGAGGUGGUUGUUGUUGUUGUUGUUGUUAUAUGAGGCCAUCACCAAAAUUGCCUUGUGCCUGUGGUGACAAUAAAGCCAGUCUUUGGGUUCAUGCAGAUUCCUUUAGGAGAAGGUGGUCCUUGAGGUAACCUGGCUCUAGGCCAUUACAGGCACCAUGAGCUUUAAAAAUUAACACCAGCACUUUAAAUUGAGUUUACACUGAGUUUGGAAACAAAUGGACAACCUUUUUCACAAGUUGCUCAGAGAACUGCAGAGGCUGCUGAUUUGUUACUGGCCCAAAUUGAAGGUGUUAGUAUGCAAAGCCCAUAAGAGCUUGGGACCAGUUUACUUAAAGGAUUGUAAUACCUCAUAUAUAUCUGCUCAGCCACUUGGAUAUACAAGUGACACAUGAUGUUCGUUCCACAUUUGUAACGGUCUUUUAGUGUGGCAACUCCUGUGUUCUGCAACUCUCUGCUCACUGCUCAGGCAGGUGACUUCACUGUAUUGUUUUUGGAACCUGCUGAAUAUUUCUGUUUAGACCAGCCUACCCAGAUAUGUAAAGCUGGUCUGCAUUUUAAUCUGCAACUUUACUUUAGAAUGCAUAAUUUAAUGGUUGAUUUUAUUCGUUUUGCUUUUAUAAACCUGCGUUUAACACUGAUUUCGAUUGGCGAUUCUAAUGUAUCUUCUAUGUAAACUGCUUAGAGGUUUUAUUUACAGUUCAGUGGGAUACAAAUUUAAAUAAAUAAAAUAAUAAAAUAAAUAAAUAAAUAAAUAAAAAUAUAAUAAAUAAAAAUAUAAUAGAUACACUACAGACUUGAAUAAAUUAGACAGAGAGGUCUCCAUUAGUUUGGCUUCAAAAGAAUAAGUUGGUGUCGGGUAACAUAGGCUACAAUCCUACACAUGUUUUCCUAGGAGUAAGCCCUUGAGCACAGUAGGACUCCCGAGGAUGCAUACAUAGGAUUUCACUGUUAGAGAUUUAGUCUCCUUUUUGUAUUUGAUUCUUCUUUUAGUGUAUUGCUGAUCACCUUGAGCCAGCAACUCUAAAUCAAUGACUAACGUCUGUUUUGUUCCACUUUCAAGGUUGUACGAAAUCCCAUAGUAGAAAAACACAAAGAUGGUAAACCGGUUGUUGAGUAUCAAGAAGAAGAGUUACUGGUAAUUAUUAGCAUCGCUUGUGCUUUUUGUUUCUCCUUCCCCACCUGUCCACAGUGUGCCCUAUUUGGGUAUCUGGUUGGAUGGCGCCUUCCAGCAACUCCUGCAGCCAAGCUGGUGCCUAUGUGUUGCUGUGCUUUCUUUGGAUCACAUCAGCAAGGCCGAGAGAGGGGUCUUCUUGUCUCUGUACACAAUGCCCAGGCUUGUGCCCUGGAGAGGUCACUUUGCUGCUGCUAACGCAGCAAAAACAGCGCAGGAAGCAGCAGUUAGAAGUUACCGGUCUCUGCAGUCACAGCAUGCUCUGUGAUUCUCCAGCAGUUUGACUUCACCCCCUGCAGGUGCACUCCAUUGUCUCUAGAGACGUAUACAGAUGCCAAUGACAAAGUUAGAGUAUUUGUGCCCUCUGCCCAGAAUAUGACUCAGGUGGACCUCACCUGAACAGUGAUCCGCAUGCAGCAUACCUGCUGCUGGGAAAAUAUGAGCUAACCUCAGAUAAGGAUCUCUCAGCAAUGGCUAUGAACUUUGUGCAGCAUUUCUUCAACUGUUAUAUGUUUUCUGAGCCCAGCGUUGGCUGGGAAGGGUGGGAUAUAAAUAAAUAAAUUAUUAUUAUUAUUAUUAUUAUUAUUAUUAUUAUUAUUAUUAUUAUUUCUUGGAUCUGAUGUUAUCAGUGCUGCAGCACUGUUUUUCUUGAUGUCUCGACAGAGAAAAGCAAAGUUUACCUUUUAAAUGAUGACCUCAUAGGAUUCUUCUUGUAGUAACUCUUUGAUUCUGGCUAUCUUACAGGACAAAGUGUAUAGCUCAGUGUUACAGCAGUGUUAUAACAUGUACAAGGUAAGUUAGAUAUAUGAUUUUUGUCAGUUUUCAUGCUGGGGUGUGAGAAGCUGUCUUCGCACAUCCAUAGCAGAACCCGAUCAUACCCAUUGAUUCAUGGAGUGCCAUUCUUUCCCAAAGUUUGGGUCACAGAAGCAUCUCUUCGAUGCUGAACGCUUUAUUUACUACAUUCAUAAGCCACCUUUCUGACAAUUGUACUCAUGGAAGUUAAUAAAGAGAGCAACUGUUUUAGGCACAUCCGAUACGUGCUCGACCAUGCCAAACCCGGAAGUGACCCAAAAACGUCACAAAAAGGGUCUUUGCAGGCUUUUCCAGUGGUGUUUCAAAUAUACCCAAUUUCACUUAAAUGCAUGGUGCCUUGGAACAUAACCCCCGUGUAAAUUGGGAGUUGUUUGUAAUUUAAAAGAGUGGCUUACAGUCCGAUAGAGAAGUUAAGAGAAGGAGAAAGGGGUAGGGAGCAAAUUCAGGUAUUAUGGCUUCUGCAGGAAACAGUUCUGGGAAGGGAGAUGCCAGAUGGUCCCACUCAAAGUAACAGGCUGGGUGGGGUAUCUCAGUUUCUUCAAAAUGGCAGCAACAUUGACAUUUUCUGUGAACAUCAAAUUCCUACUUCUGUUUUGGCAAAGGACUGUUGUAAUUAGCUGAUUAUUGGCUGGAUACAGCAUUAGCUUUAUGAUGUGCAAUGUGCAUUUUUCCCCUUUUCAAAAAAUUGCUAACCUUGUGAGACAGCAUUGGCACAUGGAGAGAUAAUUUCAGUGUGCAAAAACAUUUGGGGGUUUUUUGUUUUGUUUUUUUCUUCCUUUCAAUGUGCAAAAACAUUUGGGUGUGCCCGGUGGGAUUUCUUUCCUUGAAGUGAAGACAUCUUUGCAUGCCAAAACACUUUGGAAAGUCUUUUCUUUUAAAAAAUAGCUUGCCAUGUGCUUCUGCACAAAACUAAAACGGUGUGCAGCGCCAGAUGCAGUGUUCUUUAGAUUCCGUUUUGGACCAUUGUUUGGCACUGUGUGGAUAAGCAUUUAAGGACCUUUCAACUCCUAUGAUUUCUGUGAUUCUCCCUCCCUGGUUUGUGGCAAACCAUAGUUUGCAAAUUCAUUCAAAGCUCCCAAAGUUUAGUUUGCCUUGCAAACCAGCCUGCUAGUUUAGCAAAUACUUACCUGUCUUGGCUCAAGUCAUGUAAACUCAUCUCUCACAAACCUACAUAGGUAGUGGUUGCUAUUUGCAUAAUUUGCACAAUCUGCUGGUUAAGGUGUGUGCAGGAAAUGGGGAGGAUAUCGCAGAAAUCUGGUGCUUCACCUUAAUCACAAUCGUUCUGUAUGUGAAUAAGUGCAAUGCAAAUUUAUUGCUCCUAAAGCAUCUAAAAUUAGGGAACAGGAAUUACAGGAUUAGCACUUCUACUUCCCUUGUCAUUUGAUUAUAUCUUGAUUAGUGUAUGUGCUUGUAAUGACUCAGUACUCCCAAUUAUUCCCUCCCGCCCCCCAAUAAUCCUUAGCUUUUUAAUGGAACAUUCCGAAAAGCCAUGGAAGAUGGAGGUGUAAGAGUACUAAAAGACAGACUAGAGAAAUUCUUCCAUCGGGUAAGUUUUUAUUAUCAAAGCAGCAAUAGAGUGUUAGAAUUUGGCAGCUUGUGCAGCACUGGUGGCCUGAUGAUCCAUGUUGUCUUGGGUGUAGAAUGCUCUGAAAGCAGACAUGCCUUGCUGUAAAAUCUUUUAUAUAUAUAUAUAUAUUAAAAAGUUGUGUGCAUCCUCCAAAAUAAUUUUGAAGAAACCUGCUUGCACUUCUGAAACCUUUGCACCCACUUACAACUGGGUGCGAGCUGUUGUUUCAUGAGUGAUGCUAAAAAUGUGUUUUGUUUGUAGUACUUAAAAUGUGAAUAUGACUAAAGACUAGUGGGGAAUCAGCUUUAUUUUUAGCCAAAUGAUAACUGCUAGAACGGAGCAGUUAAAUUUGAGUGAUGUAGCAGACCUGCGUGAUCCUGUUCUUAGGAUCUUGCUCCCUUAUUGCUCUGCCAUGGGAGCAUAUUCAUCCAGUGCUUUUCAAGCUGCACUGGCUCCCGGUGGAGUACAGGGUCAGAUUUAAGGUGCUGGUUUCGACCUUUAAAGCCCUUCACGGCCUAGGACCCUCGUACCUACGGGACCGCCUCUCCCGGUAUGCCCCACGGAGAGCCUCAAGGUCCAUAAAUAGCAACACCCUAGUGGUCCUGGGCCCUCAGGCAGUUAGAUUAGCCUCAACCAGAGCCAGGGCCUUUUCAACUCUGGCUCCGGCCUGGUGGAAUGCUCUGCCUCAUGAGACCAGGGCCCUGCAGGAUCUGAUUUCUUUCCACAGGGCUUGUAAGACAGAGUUGUUCCGCCUGGCCUUUAGCUUGGAGCCAAUUUGAUUCCCUCCCUCUCUUUCUUUUUUCUUUUCCUUCUCCUCCUGCGAGGAGGCUACAUUUUAAUAUUUUAAUGUUUCAAUAUUUUAAUGUUGUAUUUUAAUUUUGUUUUUAAGUUGUAAUCAUUCAACUUGUUUUUAUUAUUGCUUGUAAGCCGCUCUGAGCCCGGCCUUGGCUGGGGAGGGCGGGGUAUAAAUAAAAAUUAUUAUUAUUAUUAUUAUUAUUAUUAUUAUUAUUAUUAUUAAGUUCCAUAGAAUAUGCAGAGCCCCAGUCUCCCUUAAUUCAUAAGCAAUUCUCAGAGCUUGGGCAAUCCUUUCCUUACAGGAUGCUAUACUACAGUUUUCUUUAUUGAAGUAGUUCCUAUUACUCCUGAAUGCAUUUUCUUUCAUUUCACAUGACUCCCCAGCAGGCUCCACAACUCUAGUUUCUCCUCUUACUGUUCCCUUCACCUCUUGUCUUUGCCUCCUCUGAGGCAAGGGCAAUUUUCCUGUAUUCCUUUCUGUUCCUCUUAAUUUCCAGCUCUCCUCUGUCCACCUUCUUCCUUUUGUGACCAGUUUCCUGUACUCCAGAAGUACUUCUUUUACCCGGCUACCUAUCCUCUGAGGCUUCUAGUCUGCAAUGGCCAGUUGCCUCUCCUGCCGUCCGCUUCCAGACAGGCGACAGAGAAGCAACACAGCUGUAUCAAGUGCCACACUGCCUUGACCCAUGCCUUUAUUGCAUUGUUGGCUGCUGAUUACUGCUUUCACCGUAGAGAAAUACAGUACCCAGACAUGCCUCCCAGGAAUUUGCCCACUGGUGUGCUAGAAAAAGGUGGGCUUCAUAUUUCUGAGAGUCCCAAAUACAUUUUCCAAUGUUUGUAGUACAAGUCAGUGAGAUGUUGUCACACAGAUGUGAAAAAUACACUGGUGUCGGUCAUGAACCUGCAGUUAGGAUUGGCUGUUGCAGGUGGGGAACCUCUGGCACUCCAGAUGUUGGACUCCCAUCAUUCCUUGUUUUGUUGUUUUGUUUGAACAACUGUUUUUAUUGGUUUUCUUUGUAAUUCCCGUUACAAACUCCUAACUGGUCUUAGUUGUUGUCCAACAACAUUUGGAAAGGAACUCCAUCGCUGGGCUAUUUGGUUUAGAUGUAACAACAAACCAUAGCUUGCAUCCUGGCUUAUUAAUGAGGUUUGGGUGAAAGUGGGUAACUUCUGUCUAGAACACAGCAGAAAUGGAAGCUUUCAAUAUCCUCACCUUGCAUCUGAACAGGAGAGAGGGCAUGAGCCUGAGACUUGUGCCAGAUUGUGUUUGUCAUGUCUUUCAUGCCGCUGUUUUUAAACAAAGGCAGCCAUUAAUACAGCUUUUCUAUGUUUAUUCUUCAGUACUUGCAAACACUUCAUUUACAGUCAUGUGACCUGCUGGAUGUUUUUUGUGGGAUCAGCUUCUUCCCAUUGGAUAAAAUGACUUACUUGAAAAUCCAGUCAUUCAUCAAUAAGAUGGAAGAAAGUUUGAGCAUAGUCAAAUAUACUGCCUUUCUCUACAAUGAUCAGCUUAUCUGGUAGGUACCUGAGUGAAUAGAUGCCUCAAAUCCAUCCCCCUCAAAGACACCUAGUUUUGUAUAUCCAAUAAUUUGCGAAAAGCCAAGUUACAGGGAACCAGGCAGAGGGCCUUCUCUGUAGUGGCGCCCUCCCUGUGGAACGCCCUCCCGCCAGAUGUCAAAGAGAACAACAACUACCAGACUUUUAGAAGACAUCUGAAGGCAGCCCUAUUUAGGGAAGCUUUUAAUGUUUGAUGUAUUAUGGUAUUUUAAUAUUUUUUGGGAAGCUACCCAAAGCAGUCCAAAGCAGUCCAGGAGGCUUUGACAUCAACUAUUCCACGUUGAAAUCAGUAGUGCAGAGGAGGAAGGGAAAAUGUGGUUUCUAUUGAACCUUAGUCAUGCUUGCACUGAAGUAAAAAAAAAAAAAAAGUUCAUUGAUUUCAAUGGGUCUUCUCCGAGUACAACUAACAUGGGAUAUCAUCCUCAGUCUCUGAGGAUCUUGAUAAUAAUUAGUCCAUUGAGGCAUUAAAAAUGUCAUUCUUCAGAGUCUUCAAUUUUGAAGUAAAAGAUAUGAAGGUGUGUAAAUAAAUAAAGGAACCCGAAAAUUGGAACGGCGGCAUGUUUUCCAGCAAUUCACAGCUCCCUUUUGCCAUCAUGACUUCACUGAUAUGAAAUGUUGCAUUUUAAAAAGAAACAAAGAAAUGUCUACAGUUUGCAGCAUCCUUGUAACUUAAACCUGGCAGUUCCCCUUCAGCUGCGUUUCUUUUCAGGGUGUUUAUUGACACGGCACAGCUGCACCAAGCAUCCAGUUUCAUUUGAGAGUCGCAGUUCAAGGGUUUCCUAUUCAAAAGUGAUUAAGGAGUCAAGAACUAAUGUGCUCCAAGCCUAGACAAGAAGUAAUCUACGUAUGACUGCAUAAAAUAAUUAAAUCAGAUUAGGGUUUCCUGGGUUUGUUUUUCUUCCUCUCCCUUUUUCACUUCUUCCCUUUUACAGUAAGCUUAUGUUAGGAGUUCCACAGUAAUUCAUUCGAAAACUUACCAGAGCAACUAAAUCGUGUGGGCAUGCUUUGUACAUUACAGUGAGAAAUAGGGAAGGAGAACUCCUGCCAUUGGGAGUCAGCUAAGCCCCAGACUCACAUCAGAAACUUAGGACCAAAGCCAAGUUUGUUUUUCAAGUUUCUAGGUCAUAUGCCUACCCAUAAUCUGUUUAUAAACCAAGGUUGAGACUUUAUCAGUGCUUGUGUGUCAAAGCUAGUUAUUAAAUCUAGUGGUGCUUUAUAAUUCGGAGACAUUCCUUUAUUUUGGAAGCUUAGUGAAACUGGAAAUGUAGCCAUGCCUUUCAAGUUCGUUGGAACAGAAAGGCAUGAGUCUGCUUUGCAGAACUCUGCCUAAUUCUGCAGAUUCCAGUGCUCACUCUAUGGUUUAUAUUCAUGAAUCCAAAAUCAUUACACUAAGCUUGGAUGUGUUAGGUGUUCCUGCAAAUUACAUUAGGCAGCCAACAUCUUACCUGUCAUGUUCAUACUGUACAUAAGACACAAGACUCAUGGAUGGUGAGCCUUUGCCUUUGCCAGCUUGUGGGUCUUCUGUGAGCUAUUUCUUUGUGUAGCCUGAUUUCAUUAAUGAUGCUGGGCUGUAGCUCAGUGGCAGGUCACUGUGAGUUCCAUUCAGAAAGUCAGUCAGGCUGCAUCUCUUGAUAAAUGAUCAUAGAACUGGGAAAGAUCCUUUGACUGAGACCUUGGAGAGCUGCUGUUAAUCAGUGGAGAAAGUGCUGGGCAAGAAAUGUAAGCUUGUUUUGACAAGCCUGUGGCAGUUUUAUGUGUAAGCAAUUAACAGUACUUGAAACAGUGGACAGCCUUGUCAUCAUGUGCUAUAAUGUUGUCUUUCUUAACAUUCCAGGAGUGGAUUGGAACAAGAUGACAUGAGAAUUUUAUACAAAUAUCUCACCACAUCCCUGUUUCCAAGGCAUAUAGAACCAGAGGUGAGUCGUGUGGCUUGGCUUACUUAAAUAGGAAACUACUACUAUUUCCUGUUUUUAAAACUGCUCAAUUUUUCUUCUCCUAGGAGUGGGGGGGGGCGGGAAAUUUCCUUAACCAUGCAAUCUCUUUUGUUUCAGUUGGCAGGGAGAGAUUCCCCAAUACAUACAGAAAUGUCCGGAAAUCUACAGCACUAUGGAAGGUAGCAGUUUUACAUCUGUUGUAGUCUUUCUUGUCACUGGGCCAGAGAAUCAAAACCUCCAGGUGUUGUUGGACUACAACUCCCAUAAUCCCUGACCAUUGGCCAUGUUGACUGGGGCUGAUGGGAGUUGGAGCCCAACAGCAUCUGGCGAGCCACAGCUCCCCCUUCCCUGGCUUGAGGCCUUGUUUUUACAAGGUCAGUUAUCCAGAGGUAAUAAUUUAGUUCCUUUCAACCUCUGACUUAUUAACAUAAAUCGGAUGCUGCAGUAAAUUAAAGGCAAGGCAAAGGGUAACUUGGUGGAUUAGUUCAGUUGUGUGUCUCUCCACCUAUAAAAAGGACUGAACCCAUAACAGUUUGAAAUCAGUAUCAAACAAUUCUGAGUUGAACUGUAGUCUGUCCUGCUUAUGCAGCGUCUAUAACUGGCUCAAUGCAAUAUCAAGUGGGCAUGGGCUCAAUUCAGACACAAUGCCAAAUUUUAAUACUAUCUUUUGUAUUUGUAUUGUUCACAAUUUAGAAUUUUACAAUACAAAUACAAAAGAUAUUAAAAUUUGGCAUUGUGUCUGAAUCGAGCCCAUUUUACCUUCUUCUACACUGCCUGGAGAUGACAGGUGGUAUAUAGUGGUUUUUUUACAUAAACAAGAUAAAUAAAGUCCCAUCUUUGCCUUUCAGGUUUCUUACUGGACCGUUGAACCUGAAUGAUCCAGAAGCGAAAUGUAGAUUCCCCAAAAUAUUUGUAAACACAGAGGAUACUUACGAAGAGCUUCAUUUAAUUGUUUAUAAGGUAAACCUUGCACCUUUCCCUGUUCACUGAAAAAUAAAGUUGUACUCCAAUUCUGUAAUUAGGUACAUAUGUAGAAAUCUUGCUCUGAGUGAAAGAGUUCAGCUUCUCUCAUUUCCUGGGCGAUAUGAUCUAUAGAGCUGGGGAAGAACCCCGAAAUUGUUUCCGGUUAUGUCUGUCUGUCAGAGCCUUUGUAAGGCCGCAGUCCUGUGCCAACUUACUUUGAAGUAAAUUCACUAAAAUCAGAAGUAUUUCUAAGCAUGCAUAAAAUUUGACUGCAGCUCUUGUGUCAUCAUGCACUGCAGUACUGUUUUGGGAAACACAGAAAAGCCCCAAGUUAACCAUAACAAUUAGCAAUGAGAGUAGCCAGCUGUCAUUCAUAUUUCAGGAGAGGAGCAUUUUAAUGACACCGGGCUUUGGAGAUUUAUAAUUCCAGCAGAUAAUGUAUAAGUCACAGCUUGCUGCAAAGAACUGUGAGAGCUCUCUGAGGAUGCAAAGAACUCGAACCCAUGGGUAGCCAAUGUGGGGCUCUCUGGGUGCUGUUGAACUGCAACUUCCAUCUCCCCGCCCCCCCGGCCGUUUUUUUUUGAGGAGCUGUGGCUACAAGUGACUACCAGCUAUCUCAUGCACAAAAAUUAUGCUUUGACAGUUGGUUAUGCCGGCUGGGGCUAGUGGGAAUUGUUGUUGCAGUAUGUGGAGGGCAGCACGUUGGCCACCCCUGCUCUAACGCAGCUCAGAGUUCAUUUCAGAUCAUGCAGGAACCAAAGUGUAAUGCUAGGGUACCGUAUUGGCCCAAAUAUAAGCCACACGUUUUUUCCAAAUUCCAACCGUGAAAAGUUAAAGUGCGACUUAUAUUCACAACCUUACAAAAAGCCUGAUAUCGCUGCUGAAACAGACAUACAGUGAACCCCACCCCCUUAACUCUUUAACUCCUGCUGAAGCCCUGGUGAGCGGGGGUGGCGGGUGGCCUCCAGUGCCGCCACUUCUUGCCCAGUCUGCCCCUGCCACUGUUAGGGAGCGGGGGGUGUCUCCCUACACAAACUCCCCCCCAGCUGCACCAUGUACAGCUGGUGCAUCAGGGGAGUGUCGGGGCGCCUUCGGCAGCCCCCCAUCAUUUCCCAGUGCGCCAUGCAAUUCUUUCCUCAGACCACGUGGUUGCCACCAAUUUUAAGGGAGUGGCUUAUAUUCGGGUAUUGUCUUCUUUUUCUUUUGCCCCCUUGAAUUUUAAAUGUGUGGCUUAUAUUCAUGUGUGGCUUAUAUUCAGGCCAAUACGGUAUAUAUUUUGCAGUUCAUAUGAAUCUAAGAUCCUGGGCCUGGGAAAGCUGAGGCUUGUAGGUGUGAGACCCAUUGUCAGUCAGAGGUCAGAGAUAGCAGACUAGAUGACACUCCUCUUCUUCCACCCCUGUCAGAUCUUCAUAGGUUUGGGUCUUAACCAGGGAUGGGGAAACUGUGGCCCUCCUGAUAUUGUGGGAUUCCAGUUUUUAAAAAAUCUGAUCUUUGGCUAUGCUGGCUGGUAUGGAUGGGAACUGGGAGUCCAACUGUAUAAGGAAGGCUGCAAGUCUUCCAGAAGUCAUGGUCUAAAAUAUCUCCAUGUCCCAUGGGAGCUUCCCCAGAAUUACGAAUUUAGGAAAGUACAGCAACAUUCUUGAACAGAGCUUAACUCCCAAUAGUCAAGUGUAUCCAUGAGACAGAAAACGGAUUAUGAUAAAUUUAUUCUUCCUUGCAGGCUAUGAGUGCAGCUGUCUGCUUUAUGAUUGAUGGUGAGUAUCAAGUAAUAUUCUUUGAAACAGCUAUGGAAUUUUUAAGUCUUCUUGUUUUUGACAAAUCCUGACAUUUGAGCAUUAUCCAUGGUUAUUUGGGCAUUAACUGUAACGGUAUGUUGCUGUAUGUAGUUUUACCAGCAUCUUAUAAUGAAAAUAUUUUUACUUUUUUUUAACUGUGUCAAGUCAAAAGGGUAAAAUUUCUGUCCACAGUGAUGCUGGCACUCAGCUAAUGAGUCAUCAAAGGGUAAAUAUGGAUAAUGGAGUAGAAGCACAGAGGCAGCCUGAUCCAAUAUAUGUUUACUCAGAAGUAAGAACAACUGAAUUCAGUGAGGAUUGCUUAUAGGAAACUCUGCAGAGUACAGGGAAUUUCAAAAAAUGCUGUAGGUUCUUAAAUAUUCUUAUGCACAGAAUUGUUAGAUCAUCUGAUCUUCCAGCUGUUUCAGUGCUAACAUCACCUCUUGGUCAGGUGGGGCUUCUUAGGUAUGAGUUCUUAUUCUGAAUGUACAGAAUCCCAGUGCCUCAAGUGUAACAAACAGUUGAAUCUGCUCCAUUAUCCUUGUAAAUCAGGGUUGGGGAACGAUUGGCCCUCCCAAAUGUCAUUGAGACUCCAGCUCCCAUCAAGCCCCAGUUAGCAUGGCCAGUGGUUGGGAAGGAUGGGAGUUGUAGUCCAACAACACCUGGAGGUGGACAGAUUGCCUAUUACUGCUGUAAAUAUUGGGUGUGAUCUUCUAAAUGUGAUGUGGUUGUGGCACACAGAAGGGAAGUAUCAUUGGUUGGUUGGUUUGUUUUCCCAAACUGUUUCACAGCCUCUACACAGCCUACGUUGGAUUUUUGCCGUAAACUUGACAGCAUUGUCGGGCCUCAGCUCACAGUAUUGGCUUCAGAUAUAUGUGAACAAUACAACAUCAACAAAAGGAUGUCAGGGUUGGUACUCUCUUUAUUUCUGUUUCACAACAUCAGCUUUUUAACAGGGGCGCAGAUAUUUUAAGAACUGCCUAAAAUAGGAAGCAAAUCAUAUUCAUGGCAACAUAUUGAAAAUUCUGUGUUAUUUUUAAGUUUCGAAACUUUCCCUCCCCCUGAUCUUCAGCUGACAAAGGCCCCCGGAACCCUUGUCACAAUGUGGAAAAAGACAGUCCCUUUGCAUUUUAUCCCCAAAUAACUUAGCGCCUCCAAUUUGUUAGUCCUUAUCCAGAAGCCUUCUCUGUCUGUCUGAAGAGACAAACUGUAUACAAUGAAGAAUGUAUACAGCACAACAAUUCUAUAAGAUGCCGGUUUUGCAGACAUGGGCAGUAUCUUCAGGGAGGGCCUGCUUACCUCUUUUUCUGUUGCCUUUCGGCUGGCAGCAUGUCUGCUACUAUUUUCUUGGCCACUGCAAUGCAAAGCGAUGCUAUGCAGCAGGUAGCUGGGUCUACCACUAGUGAGCAAGUAAGACAGUUCCUUCACCAGUGGCUACAGCUGGGUGAGGAAAUGCUCUAUAUAAUACAGAGAUCGGAACUGGAUCCUACCCCCUCCCCGGGCCCUGCAGGACAACUCUUGGCAGGUAGAUGAGGGCAGCUGACAACUUGAAAGGGCCUCACCUUCUGAAGUCUGUUUGAAAGUGAUUUCAAUACAAACCACUUGGAAAUGGACUUCAAAGGUGAUGUCUCUCAGCACCCAUCAGCUGGUUGGUGCUGAAAGGCGUCAGUGCAAACUGCUUGGAAAAUGACUUCAAAGUUAUUUUUAUUUUGUUUACUUGGAGCAUUUGUACCCCGCUCUUCAGCCUGAGAGCAGCUCACACGGAAUCAAAACAAGACCCUCCCCACCUACAGGCUUACACUCUUAAUAAGCAAACAAAAAUACAAUACAGUGGUACCUUGGUUCUCAAACAACUUGCAACCCCAGAAGCAAGUGAUUUGAGUGUCACACUUCUGUUUUGAGUGUUACGCUAAGGUCUGUCUGUUUUCACUAUUUAGUUUUUGUUUUUGUGACUGUGUGGAACCCGGUUCAGCUACUGAUUGAUUGUGUGACUGCAGUACAUCGUUUAUUGCUUUCAUUUUAUGGAUUAGUGGUCUCAUUAGAUAGCCAAAUUCAUGUUAAAUUGCUGUUUUAGGGGUUGUUUUUAAAAGUCUGGAAUGGAUUAAUCCAUUCUGCAUUACUUUCUAUCGGAAAGCGCGCUUUGGUUUUGUAAUGGACUUCUGGAACGGAUUAAGUUUGAGAACCAAGGUACCACUGUACAAAGGGGGAAUGGUUGCCCUCAGACAACAGUUAUGCCUUUAGCUGGUGGGGCAUGUGGGUGUGGUUUGGGGGGGAAAUGCCUAGUGGGCCAAAUUAGACCUUUGGGCCAUAGGUUCCCCACCCCCAGUUUAUUACCUUGUGGCAGCGCAGCAUCCUCUUUCCUGUCGUCCUUAUUUCUCAUCCCCUAUAAUAAAUUGGGUCCCCCUGCCUCCCCAGAAAGGAACAGAGAUAAGGAGCCCAUUUAUACAAUUUGUGGCUGUUUUCAGGUUGGAUAGAAGAGGCAUUUCUUUGCAAACUUUGCCCUAGUGUCAAGAAAGAGACCUUGUCCUCCAAGGAUGACAAAAGUAGAUUUGCUUGGUUGGUUUCAUUCUCAUCCCAGGUUUGGAGGCAAAUGGAUGCAAUGCACGGGGAGGGAGCCAGGCCACAGAGGUCUGCACUGCCCCAUCAGGUCUCCUCUCAGGUGUCCUAUCAGGUAUGUUCCCCAGGGAAGCAAAGGAGCCUCAAAAAAAUGGGUAUGGUGUUGCUUCACCCACCCACUCACCCCUGCAUGGUCAAAGCAGUACAGUGGGGCAAGGAGCAUGCAGUUUUCACUGGUGUUUUAUGGCACACAUUGGGAUGUAUGAGGAAUGGGGCUGGGGAGAGAGGUUACAACCUUGCCUCCUAGCCCAUUUCUGAACAACCAGGGUGAUAAAAGGGCUAGCCUUCUCCUAUCCAAUGGCUGUGCUUCCUUGGAGAGACACACAGCUGACUCUGCGGCUCCCUGAGGUUAGGGGAACCUGUUUGAUGGUGAAAAUGAAUGUGCAGCAGAAAUCUGUUCCUGGUAAGGGUCCCUCCAGACUGGUGUUUUGUUGCAGGUUUCUUCCGCAACAUAUUGUCGAGGUUCAGCCAACCUCUUUAAUAAGCCUGAUCUGUUUGCUUAGAGAUGUUGACUAUUUAAUGAGCAUUGAUCCUGAUUUGUUUGUAAAAAGGGUGGGUGGAGGGGCCCUGAGCUCCAGAGCUCUAAAACCUUGAAUCCUUUUAGCCUGCCACUUGUUUAAACUUGCUGCCUGGUGACUCAAGAAGAAAGUUCCUUUUUGGAGGGGGAUAAGGUUAGCUCUUGUUAUUUGCAAUAGAAUGAGAAAGCAGUUGUGCUAAUUCAGUUGGACUAUGCAAGAAGUCACAAGGUAAGGCUCCUUUUUUAAACAGUUAAAACAGUUAACAAUUCUAUUUCCUGAGACCCUUUUCUUCAGAAGCCUCAGGUCAUCCACAUUUCCUCUUGUCCUGCUGCUUUCCUCCGGGGAAAACUGCUCUUUAGUGUUCAGUCAGAGCAAAUGGCAAUUCAGGUUUUCUUCGGAUUGACGAUCACUCCAAUUUAGCACUAAAGAGUGGGUUUUCCCUGGGAAAUGACCAGGGAAACUGUUCAGAGCAUGGGACAAGCAAAAAUGCAGAUAAAUGCACAGUAAUGAGACACCAUUUAAAUUUUAUAAGUAAAAUAUAAACAAACUAUAAGAGAUCUACUGACCAAACAACUAUCCCAGCUUCUGUGACUCAAGGGGCUUGUCGCAAACAUAUUCUCUGAAAGCUGGGGCCACUAAUAGUGUGAAAGCAAGUGAUUAACUGGGGAUGUUGGCAGGAGGCUUAAAAUAUUAGGAAACCAGAAGGCUGUAGUUAAUACUGUGGUUUCAUACUUACCUUCCCAAACCUUAAGUUCUUCUUCACAGGGCUGCUUUGAGUGCCCCCAUCAAACGAAGUGAAGUCAGUAACCACUAGGGUGGGGGCCUUUUUUGUCUCUUAGCUGCUUGUUACUGCUAUUGAUUACAUCACAUUUUCAUGCGCUGGGAGGUCAGGAAAAUUGCCCAGGGAACAUCUUGUGCUUUCUGGCUAUGACCUUUUGUGUUCAGCACAUCAGAAAACCUACAGCCAGCCCUUAUGACUUCUGGGAUCUUAAAAGACAGAUAAACUUCCGUUUAAAAAGCAAAAAAAGUCAAACCUUGGGGCUCCUAUAAAGACUUUGGAGCCAUGCGCACAUGCCCAGGAACCUUUUUCCUGCUCCGUUUCUGAGCUGCUUUUCAGUCUUGUAGCAAAACCCCAACAUUUAUGGUGUCUACUGACUUUUAAGAGAUUCAGCCACAGUUUAAAGUUACGUGUGUGUGUGUGUUUAGUCAGCUUAUUUGUCCCUGGGGACAUAUGUUGCUCAUCAUCUUAAAAAAACCCACUGUUGAAUCUAUCAAAGCUGCCAGUUAUGCUUGUAACUGGACCAAACUGCUCGUUUUUUUUUUAAUGGUGCUGGCAGAUGAAAGUGAUGGAAGCUUAUCUGAUUAAGCCUGCCUUAAACUUUGAUGUGGUGGCAUCCUGAGAACCUGUUGCAGCGUCUCUUAGUGCUAAUACAGCUGGGUUGAUCUCGUACGGAGCAAGUUAACCAGCUUUAGUUUGAGGUGUCAUGUGACAUUUAUUGCAAGGGGAAGCACCAAGCUGCAAAUGUCAAAAUACAUUUGAUUUUCCAGAAUCGUAGACAACAGCAUCAACCCUAGUAUCUGUAGAGUUUAGAAUGAUCAAACUGACCAGCUCUUGAUCUGACAUGUGUUUCUCAGAUUGCAGUAAAUGUGUAAAAGCCAGGGGGUGGGGUGGGACGGGACAGGAAAAAGCGAGGGCUUUUUUUUUUAUCAUCUUCAAUUUUUCAGAAACAAAUAAGGGGGGGGGAAACCAGAUAAUUUUUUUCAUUCCCCCCUCCCCAGGCCUGUAAAUCUCUUAAUUACAGGUGCAUUUUGUGGUUCAAAGUGCAGUCUGUUUGUAUUAUAUUUUUAAAACUUUAAACAAACUUCUAUGUAGUUUUGCUUAGCAAAUGUUGACCUGUUGAAUUUGGAGCAAGCAGCCAUCAGCAGAUCUUAGCUGGGAUGUGACUGCAAUGCAAUGAGGGAGCAGAUAUGCUUUGCAUGCAGAGGGGCCUUAUUUAAUACCUGGCAUCUCUAGUGAAUAGAAUCAGGCAGCAGGUGAUGUUGAAUACCUCUGCCUGAAAUUGCGGAGAGCUGUUGUAAGUCAAAGUCGACAGUGCUGGGCUAGACAUGAUACAAGGCUCUCCAUGGCUUUCCUAACCUUUCUCCAGAAUAUUGAACCAUUUCCUGACCUCGGUCUGCUGAACAAGAACAAAUGCUUCUUGGACUAUAGCAGGGGUGGAGAACCUUUUUAGUCCAGCAGGCUACCUCUUUAUCUCCCCAUCUCUGCAGGCCAUGAUGAUGUCAGGUGGCUGAUAGGUAAGCAAUCCCACCUACCUGUCAAAGUCAACCCACGGGGCAGGGGAGCAGUUUUGCUUCACCAGUGUGGAUUGAACACUCUGCUCACCAGCUGAUGAGUAGAGGGUUCAGUCUGGCUGGCUGCAGGGGUCUGCUUCACCAAGGGAAUGCAGUGGCAAAGUGGCAGGAUCAAAGCUCUCCCCCCCCCCCGGUGAUGUCAGCAGAUGGACAGCUAGAUGUUGUUUUAGGACAGGGAACGCCUUGCAGGGCAACCUGAAUUUUAGGGUCUUCUAGCCAAAAGAAAACAUUCCCCCCAAUUUCAUCUGGGGUAGCCUUCCUCAACUUGGUGCCCUCCAGGUGUUGCUGGACUAUAACAUCUGCCACACGCAACCACUGGCCAUGCUGGCCCUCCUGAUAUUUUAGAUUACACCAGGUUGGGGAAGGGCUGUCGGUCAAGCUGAUCUCCCAACUUUGGUAGCUUGGUCAGGGCCAAGCUGAGGACCUCACUAGAAAUGUAUCACAAAAUGUGAAUGUAUCACCAAAUGUAUCACCAAACUGGGAGGGGUGGCUAACACCCCAGAGGACAGGAUCACACUUCAAAACGACCUUGACAGAUUAGAGAACUGGGCAAAAACAAACAAGAUGAAUUUUAACAGGGAGAAAUGUAAAGUAUUGCACUUGGGCAAAAAAAUGAGAGGCACAAAUACAAGAUGGGUGACAUCUGGCUUGAGAGCAGUACAUGUGAAAAGGAUCUAGGAGUCUUGGUUGACCACAAACUUGACAUGAGCCAACAGUGUGACGCGGCAGCUAAAAAAGCCAAUGCAAUUCUGGGCUGCAUCAAUAGGAGUAUAGCAUCUAGAUCAAGGGAAGUAAUAGUGCCACUGUAUUCUGCUCUGGUCAGACCUCACCUGGGGUACUGUGUCCAGUUCUGGGCACCACAGUUCAAGGACACUGACAAACUGGAACGUGUCCAGAGGAGGGCAACCAAAAUGGUCAAAGGCCUGGAAACGAUGCCUUAUGAGGAACGGCUAAGGGAGCUGGGCAUGUUUAGCCUGGAGAAGAGGAGGUUAAGGGGUGAUAUGAUAGCCAUGUUCAAAUAUAUAAAAGGAUGUCACAUAGAGGAGGGAGAAAGGUUGUUUUCUGCUGCUCCAGAGAAGCGGACACGGAGCAAUGGAUCCAAACUACAAGAAAGAAGAUUCCACCUAAACAUUAGGAAGAACUUCCUGACAGUAAGAGCUGUUCGACAGUGGAAUUUGCUGCCAAGGAGUGUGGUGGAGUCUCCUUCUUUGGAGGUCUUUAAGCAGAGGCUUGACAACCAUAUGUCAGGAGUGCUCUGGUGGUGUUUCCUGCUUGGCAGGGGGUUGGACUCGAUGGCCCUUGUGGUCUCUUCCAACUCUAUGAUUCUAUGAUUCUAUGAAUGCCUCAUGUUCUCUGGUGUUGCACUGCAGCACCAGACUUCUUGUCUCUUUUUGUUUCUGGCUCAGCAGUUCUCAGGAUCAGCGCUUUAGCCUUUCUGAAUUCCCUGAUUCUGAAGUGGCAUUAGCAAACCGUAGACAUCACUCCACAGUCUGACAGCUGCUAAUAUUUUAAUGGCUCCUGGGAACAAUUUUUCGAUCCUGACUUAAAAAUUAAAGCAUAUGGCAAUAUGGUAGUAAGCCACUCUAGAUAGACGUUCAACUCUCUUUGCAAAAAUGGCCUUCCUCUUGCUUAUUUGACCACUUCCUUCUUUGUUUCCUAGGUCGGAGAAGGAACCUCAAUUUAAAUUUAUCUAUUUCAAUCACAUGAACCUAGCAGAGAAAAGUACAAUUCACUUGAGGAGAACGCCCAAUAUCUCGCUCACGUCGGUUCAUCCUGACUUGAUGAAGAUUCUUGGUGAUAUCAACAGUGACUUCACCAGGUGACGUAGCAUUCUUCCCUGCCUUUGUUAAAAUCUGAAUAUCAUUCAGUUUGCAUAGUUAGAUCUGGCAGUGCAUACUUGGAAGCAAUUUUCUUCUUCCUUAGCUGUAAUGCUGUAGUCAAAGUAAUACACCAGGAGUGUAAAUCUCCGUAGUAUGAUAAUAGUUAUAAAUCUCACUACUACUAAAGAUUCUGAGUGAGUAAUGUUUCCUUAUCUUGUUCAUCCUCAGAAGAAGAAAAAACACCUGUAAAGUCCUAUCAUUAUAUUAUUAGCUCUUUUUACAGAUAGGGAAAGUGAGGCAGGGAGUGAAGGAAUUUCUAAAAUCAAACCAGUAGAUUUAUGGUGAGGUGAGAUUUGAACAGAGGUCUCCCAGAUCCAGGCUCAGCACAUUGUCAGAUAGACUACAUUGGCUAAAUACAUGCAUACAUACAUAUCACAACUGGAGAAUUUUAGAUAGAAUUUGUGUGGUGCCGCAGAAUUGAACAGGCAAAUUUCUUUUAGGAGGUGAAGCUGUGUAAUGUUUUUUGCAGUCCCAGGAAUUGAAGCUGCUAGAUACUAAUAUUAGCAAAUUCUCCAGGAAUUCUGUGUCAGUGUGGUACAGAUCCUACCACAGAUAUAAGAAUUACUUAAUCUAUAAGACUUGAGGAAAACCUAAAACAAUAAACCAAAGCUCGAUCCACUUGCGAUGUUUAAAAUCUGCUUUAUAUGUUAGUUACUGUUUUUGCUUUGUUUUAUUCCUUUGUUACUUAUUUGAGGCCUCCUAAGAUUUGCACAUACCAACUUCUUCCUUUUAGGGUUGAUGAUGAUGAGGAAAUCAUAGUGAAAGCAAUGAGUGACUACUGGAUUGUUGGCAAGAAAUCUGAUCAGCGGGAGCUCUAUGUAAUUUUGAAUCAGAAAAAUGCAAACCUGAUUGAAGUGAAUGGUAAGAAACUUUUUUUAAAGUGUGUAUUUUUAGUUUUACCACUUUUAAGUGUUAUUAAAACACUUUCAUUACUUAUAUGUAGAAUUCAUUAUAUUUUACAAAACAUAAGGGGACAGCUUUCUGUCCCAAGGAGCUUACAGUUUAAAUUUGACACAGGGGAGGGAAACUGCAGCAGAGCUACACAGGAAUAGAGUAGUCAUUUAUUUCAACUAUCACCUCCUGGUAAAUAGAAGGGGAAGAAAUGGAGGCAAUGAGAGAUUGUACUUUCUUGGGCUCCAUGAUCACUGCAGAUGGUGACAGCAGUCACAAAAUUAAAAGAUGCCUGCUUCUUGGGAGAAAAGCAAUGACAAACCUAGGCAGCAUCUUAAAAAGCAGGUCCGUAUAGUUAAAGCUAUGUUUUUCCCAGUAGUGAUGUAUGGAAAUGAGAGCUGGACCAUAAAGAAGGCUGAUCGCCAAAGAAUUGAUGCUUUUGUAUUAGGGUGCUGGGGGAGACUCUUGAGAGUCCCAUGGACACUUCUUGCAUUACAAUGGUGCAUGGAGAGGAAGGGGUUAUGCAGAAGGCUUUUAGAUUUUAUUCUGUCAACAGUGAUGUUUAAAUUUAAGCUGAACCUUUCAGAAAGCCACCUGUGUGGCUUUCCAGUGACAUGAUCUGUAAAUGACUACAAAACAUUUACGGAUCACGUCACUAGAAAGCCACACAGGAUCAAUUUGUAGCUUGUAAUUAGUGCCAUACUUCUAAGUCUUAAAAUAAUAUUUCCUCUUUUUUUUUUUCCCUCAGAAGAAGUAAAGAAACUUUGUGCAACACAGUUCAACAAUAUAUUCUUCUUGGAUUGAUCAGCUGGGGGCUAACUCUUUUGAAGAUGGCUUUAAAAUAUCCUGAAAGAAUUCUGGUUUUCUGUGACAGGUUAUUAGUCAUAUUACUGACUGGAAUAAUGACAGUAGUAGAGCAAUACUUGCUUUGUAAGAAUCAAAUUUCUACUAAAACUCUACAUUCUGAUCAUAUGGUUUUUAGAUUUUAAAGUAUUUAUGUGCAAAUGAAUUAAAAUUAGUCUGAAUUAAACAAGUGUCAUUCCAUUUCUCAGAUAAUAUUAUGUGAAUAUUUUACUGGAAAAAUAAAAUUAGUCAUUGUUACAAUUUU